CCGUUCGUUCGUUCGUUAGGGGGAGCGGGAAGCGGGGCCAGCCCAAAAACGGAAGACCAGCGUCGAGGCACUUCCAGGGAGCGAGCGAAGCAGCGACGACGCCCCGACGAGGAACCAGCGAGCGAGCGAGCGAGCGAGCCAGAAGGAGGAAUGGUAGAAGAAUGAACGUGGACCAGAGAGAGAGAGAGAGAGCGAGAGAGCGAGGGAGCGAGGGAGUAAGGAAAAAGAGAGAGAGACGAGCAUGGGGGGCGCCAUGGACGACGAAGUUGAAUAGUUGGGGUUUGUGGUGCAAGAAACUGGAAUACUGGAUUGGCAUCGUCUGUCGCAGCAACCACCCAUGAGGCACACGCAUAACGGCAAAUUGGUGAUGCAUGGACGGACAGAUGGGUCGUCGUCGUCGUGGGCCAUUUGAAAAAUGGUCUAUGAUUUGGUGAUGGGAGUUGAAUCGGGGAGUUGAGCGAUGGCCGGGGGUUAUCUUUCUUGCGCUUGUUGGUGAUUGGGGGUUGAUAGCGGAUGGGUAGCACUGGUGCUGUGGCUAUGGCGGGGGUGACGGCACGGGAGUGAAGUAGUCGACUUCGUCGUGAUGGCGGGGGCGUUGUUUUUAUUUUAUUAUAUUGUUUGCGACCAAGUGUGAGGGAUGGAACCGCCCGGCGAAGGGUUGAGUGAUGCUUAGUGAGACGGUUCAAAUUCCGCUAAGGUUGACAGCGGCGGACAAUUGUAAGAUCCGUAAGAUUUUAGUGAUGUGAAAGUGAUGAUUUAGCUGCACCAGCGCACAGGAAGGUUGCCCGUAGUGGAUGCGGUGAAGGUCUGUCUUAGGAGGAACAAUGCCCUACAGUGGGAGAGUAGGCGUGACUUACAAGGAAGUGCGCAUACCGAAAGCGCCGUUAUUGGCAUGCCUAACGUGUCCUCUGUGCAACUACUUGAUUCGGGAAGCGACAACAAUAUCAGAGUGCCUCCACACGUUUUGUAAAGCUUGUAUCACCGCCGAACUUAGUAAUGGAGAGUCAGAGUGCUGCCCGAUGUGUCAUGUUGGCCUUGGAACUCUCCCGCUGGAAAAACUUAGGGCGGAUCACCAAUUAAAUGAUUUAAAGGAAAAGCUGUUCCCUAGCAAUGUGAAGAAGCGGAAGCUAGGACUGGCGAUAGGUAGUCCAGGAACAUCGAAUGCCACUAAACGGAAAGAAAGGUCUCUGUACUCUCUAGGGGUGAAGGGGACACUGGCCGUAAAUCCAGGAUAUGCCAAUCGCAAAACCAGGGCCUUACCAGGUACUCAUGGUGGCAGCGAGCCAAGUAGCAUUGACGAGGAGCUUGAGGAUGACGACGACGAUGAAGACGAUCUCUCUGAAGAUGAGCCAAGCACAACAUUGAAAUUAUCCUACAAUGGAGGAUCUAGAAGGUCGCGGUCUCCAGAUGAGGUUCCCGAGGCCAAAGUGUACCCUCAUUCAGAACCCAGAAGACGGACGGAGGACCUGGCGUCAACACCGAAAGCGGAUGCGGAGCAUCUUCGAGGCGCGUCAAAAUCCAAGUCGUUUUCAAUGUCGAAGAUGGGUCACCGACUCAAGACUCUUUCUAACGGCAAUAAAACGUCAGGUUCAUUAUCUGGGUCGAAAGAGAUUUUGAAAAAUCCGCGGGGUUCCCGAAAGCACAAUGGAUCCUCGAAUUCGGGGGGAGCAGGCAGGGAGACGGAUGCAAUAAAUCCUAUGGAUGUCCUGGCUCAGGUUGCCAAUGCGGAUGCCGCUAGGGAAGACAUAGGCUCUGGGCCAUCCUCUCCUUCACCUGGCUUGCACACUACAGGCAACGGCAGCAAACCUGCCCGGGGUCAAAAGGAUGUCAAAGAGGGAGUUUUGGCUAAAGUAGGCUCAAAUCACAAAGACACUUCUGCGGCAAAUUCAAACGGUCAGUCGUUGCAAGCACGUUUACGACAAACUCUGAACGGUGUCAUUGAACGGCCCUCCAUAAUACGCAAUACUCCACGUCCAGUUUCAGGAUCUCCGGUCGCAGGUCAAUCCUCAAGAGCUCCUUCAAACGGGAUAUGGUUCCAUCUUGAAUCUGGUGAUUUACAGGCCAACGAGGACGCACUACCACCUCUGUCUUAUCCUUAUGUGCGUAUUAAGGAUGGGAAGUUGCCUGUCUCCAUGGUGAAGAAAUACCUCGUACAAAAAUUCGCUCACAAGGUAAAAACUGAAAUGGAAGUGGAGAUCACCUGCCGGGGUCAGCCGGUAGUGUCAAGCCUACCUUUGGAGGGCAUUCGAGAUAUUUGGUUUAGUGCUCAGGUUUCAGAUCAAACGCAAACACAAACGCAAGCCUUGCCACCAACACAAUCACAGGGGGAACCAUCAACUGCUCCCGCAAAUGGAAGUGGCCCCUCAGAACCUGCAUCAGCAGCAGACUUUCUCAUGGUUCUCACUUACAAAAGGCAUCGGAAACCUAGAAUUUGCUGAGAACCUCUACUAGAUUUUAGUUUCAAUUUAUUUUAGUUUUUUUCUUUUUGGUUCUUGAAGGUGCAGGUAAGUGACAGUCCUUGGCAUGUCUGUCUUGACAGAUGAUGCUCGCCUCUCAUAGUGAAUGACGAACUGCACAUGGCCCUGGCAUUAAGGGCGGUCUUAGUAAGUACCUAUUUAUGAGUUUUAGAUAGCGUGUAUUCGAGGCUGCAAGACUGUGAGUUUGUUGAGCUUCCGGUUCGGCGAUUUUGUAGAUUGAUUUUUGUACUUCGCUUUAAUCUCUGUCAGACAUACACGAGUGGUGUGCCAUUUUGUUUCUGUGCA
This is a messenger RNA of Physcomitrium patens, 2762 nucleotides long. Lineage: Eukaryota; Viridiplantae; Streptophyta; Bryopsida; Funariales; Funariaceae. The record is from RefSeq and is a predicted model, not a curated record.